GUUUUAGUCAUUACCAAUGGUGGGUAAUGUAUGCUGCCUGAAACAUUGAGACCUAUCACUUCUUCCAAGGAGCCUUUUUAAGCUGAGAUAGACGGACCGUACAGCCGGAGGCUGCCAGAGCCAAUUCUGGGACGAGCUUAGGUAAAGUGGCAAGCUGAAACCCUGAAAGUUUGAGAGUUCAUCAGAGGCCGUGACGUAAGAGUCAGAUGACUCUUAAAAACUUUUUUUGAGCUAAAAGAGCUUUAAAUCGACCAGCAGUGAUUGUACAGGCUGGAGAAAGGUUCCUCUUUCACCUAGAAGUGGAGCAACACUCGGCUGAUAAGUUUUACUCCCUCCGAUCUGACCAAGUCCACGGUUUCUACCAAGACUUUUUGCUGGUUGAAACAGGAUGGGUGACUGGAGUGCUCUAGGAAGACUUCUGAAUAAAGCACAGUCUUAUUUGACUCCCGGAGGUAAAAUAUGGCUCUCUGUGCUUUUCAUCUUUCGUCUCCUGGUCCUGGGGACUGCUGUUGAAUCUGCCUGGAGUGAUGAACAAUCUGCGUUCGAGUGCAACACACUGCAACCAGGUUGUGAGAAUGUCUGCUAUGACAAAUCCUUCCCUAUCUCCCACAUUCGACUCUGGGUCCUUCAGAUUAUUUUUGUCUCAACACCCACUCUGAUCUACCUAGCCCAUGUCUUUCUCAUCUCUCAUAAAGAGAAAAGAAUAUCUAAGAAAGAAAAAUAUUUAAAGAUGCUCCAAGAAGAUGGUGAGGAUGUUGGCCUCGCCUUGAAACAGUUAGAACUAAAGAAAGUCAAAUAUGGUCUGGAGGAGGAAGGCAGAAUUAAAAUUAAAGGAUCUCUUAUGCAUACUUAUGCAGCCAGUAUAAUCUUUAAAAUAAUUUUUGAAGUGACUUUUAUUUUAAUUCAGUGGUGCAUUUAUGGUUUCAAAUUCAUGCUGGAUGCAAUUUACACUUGCGAGAGGUAUCCAUGCCCACACAGAGUUGACUGCUUCCUCUCGCGACCCACAGAGAAGACCGUCUUUGUCAUAUUUAUGUUGGUGGUGUCCGUUGGUUCAGCUUUGCUGAACCUGACAGAGCUGUUCUAUAUUAUCUUCAAAACUUUAGCAGAUCGUGUUAAACAAAAUAGCCAUUUAUUUCAUGGUUCUCAAAAAAUGGGCUUGAAUCCUCUCAAAGACUCGUCCUCAUCAAAGUAUGCCUAUUAUAAUGGGUGUUCCCCACCAACAGCUCCCAUGUCCCCUCCUGGAUACAAGCUUGCUACUGGGGACAGGAAUAUGUCCUCCUGCAGAAGCUACAAUAAGCAAGCUAAUGAACAGAACUGGGCAAAUUACAGCACCGAACAAAACCGGAUUGGUCAGGCUGGUAGCACCAUUUCCAACUCCCAUGCACAGGCAUUUGAUUUUCAUGGUGAACAUCCAACCAUACAAAAGCUACCAUCAGUAACUGAGAUGCAGCCUAUUGGUCUCACGGAACAGAGACCACCCAGUAGAACCAGCAGCAGAGGGAGUAGCAGGCCACGACCGGAUGACCUUGAGGUCUAGCCGGUUUAUUCAUUCAAGACAUUGCCUCAUUUCUACAGUAUGAAUAGACACAUUAUUUUUUCUGGAAGUGCACCCUAGAAGUUGGUACUAAGUAGCUAUGAGGUAUGCUCAGCAUCAACUAACAAUUCAGUGGCAUUUCCUCUUAAAUACUACCAUGCUAAGGCACAACAAAUAUCUUAUUUUUGAGGAUGUGCAUUCCAGUAAAACCAUUUAAGAAAAGCCCAGCUGAAAAAUUUUGUAAAUCCUUACAGUGAAGACGUUUUGCUGAUCUUACACAUUCUUUGCCACAUUCUUGGAUUUUGCCAAAGUAUUUCUUCUAAGACCCUUUAAAAUUUGACCUCCUUUAGAUAUGACUGAAGCCCAGUAAUAACAUUCCAAGAUACCAUCCUGUACUUUGAAGCUUUCCUCUGUUCAGAAUGAAAUAUCUCUUUUGCAGCAAUGGUUUAACACAAUAAAAUAAUUCAAUUCUGGACACACUUCAAAAUAAUUUGGACAAAGAUUAUGUUAGAGUUAAAUAAAAAUCAGAAACCAUGGAGAUUUCUUCCAAUUCAUAUGUAUCAGGCUUCUCACUUCGCAUUUGGAAUUAUUUAUCCAGUAAUACACUUUUCCAUGCACUUUCAUAUAUCUCUUUACUUAGUGAAUUUUUGAUAUUUUAUCUAACUUUAUAUCAAAUCACAAAUUCAACAGAACACUUUUCCAAAACUGCCCAUUUUUUUGACUUGUUUAUAAAUAAAAAUGUGCAUGGCUGAAUAAAGAGGAACUUCAUAGUUAAUACAAUUAAAAUCACGAUUAAUUCUUUGAAGAUUUUAAACAAAAGAACUUUGUAGAUCAAAUAAAUGUUUUAUAGCCUUUUAACAAAACUAUCAAUUUUGUUCAAACAUUCUUUAUUUAAAGUAGACCCUAAUGAACAGUAAGCGUAAAGCAUUCUGGAAAAGGGUUGCAUGGUGAUGAUUCCUAAAUAUUUGUAUGUUUUUGAAGAAUUUGUCUGACAAUGGAGCCUAUCUGUGUGUUUCUUUAAAUAUCUGUGUAAGUUUAGCAAGUCUAGUUCCACUGUCUUAGCCUAGUAGUAUGAAUAAUUUUGUAUCCAGGGAGGAUACUAUGGUUUGUUUGAGAAAGGUAAGAAUGAUUUGUUAAUUUGUGCUAAGCGAUAGUAACUCGGUCCUUGGUGUGAAUAAGAAUUUUAAAAAAAAAUUAAUCAUCGCUGUGAUAGAGGUUGUAGUACUGUUUUAGUACUUUUGAAGUGAAGUUAUCAGCAGUAUGAGAAACCUAUAGUCAAUGUGCUUAGUGCUGGACUAAUAUUUAGUCAACAAGUAAUAAAGGUAUUCGCCAAUAUAGCAUCACAAAUAUCUACAUUCACCAAACCAUAUUAUUCUGAUCUUGUAAAUAGCUUAUCCAUAAUGUCACAUAAUCAGUUCUAAAACAUCAGUUCUAAGGUUUGACUUGGCCCUCAUGCAUCCAAGUUUAGUUUAUUACUUUAGCUAUAAUGGCGUUUGCACUGAAACUUUAUAUUUGCUUAGAAUGCACAAUGGCGCUGAAAGGUGUUACAAGUUGUCAAGUAGUGUGCAUGUAACUAUUUAUUUUGAAGCAGAAGAUUCAUGUCUCCUUCCAAUAGCUCAUUCAAAUAACUUAGAAAAAACUUAUCCAUGGUUUGAUCCAUUUUCAGUCGUAUUUAUCUUUUAAAGGCAAUUAUUGGAAAAUCCUCAAGUUUUGUGACCAUUCAGUAAAUAAAUGAGAAGCUUCACUAAUUUGUGCUCAGAAUGCCUGAGUGUGAAGUUGUUGCCUGAUGCCUGUUUCGGCUGUCAGGUGCACUUCUACAGGACAAUCCAUAAACAGUCAUCCGUGUUACUGGUAAACAGUUCUUGGCAAAAAAACUGAUGUUUAUCCAUUAAGAAAAGCACAUGAAACAGUGAUGUUCUCACUUACCAGAACUGUUUUUGUAAAGUGCUGGUCAGUAUUUUCUAGUUUUUCAUUUAACAUUCCAUGUUAACUCACUGACGAGCAGCCCCACCUGUACUGAGACUUAUACAAUUGUUGUUACCAUGCAUAUGAGCAAUCUCCUGUUCAUUAAAACCUGAUAACUUAAAACAAUAAAGUGACUUUUUCCUAAA
This is a messenger RNA of Carcharodon carcharias (great white shark), 3645 nucleotides long. It is a transcript of the gene gja1b, whose product is annotated as gap junction protein alpha 1b. Gene Ontology annotation, molecular function: transmembrane transporter activity. Gene Ontology annotation, cellular component: connexin complex. Gene Ontology annotation, biological process: heart development; cell-cell signaling. The coding region runs from base 389 to 1537 and encodes 382 amino acids. The record is from RefSeq and is a predicted model, not a curated record. The transcript has 3 exons. NCBI's taxonomy places the organism in Eukaryota, Metazoa, Chordata, Chondrichthyes, Lamniformes, Lamnidae.